Messenger RNA from Pyrus x bretschneideri (Chinese white pear), 1673 nucleotides. RefSeq names its product protein SOSEKI 2. Lineage: Eukaryota; Viridiplantae; Streptophyta; Magnoliopsida; Rosales; Rosaceae. The transcript is spliced from 5 exons. Bases 95 to 1450 code for a protein of 451 amino acids. The record is from RefSeq and is a predicted model, not a curated record.
UUCGUAAACUUCUCAACCACCAAGGUGGAGAAAUUAAAAUUACGGAGCCAGCCACCACCCAGCAGAGUAGAAGAAGAAUAUCUUAAGAUAUAACAUGGAUGUUCGUUUCAGAAGACCUACCACCACCAGAGAAUUGAGAGAAAACAGCAGCAGUAGCAGCACAGACGGAGCCAAAGUUAUGCAGCAGCCAAGAGCCAUAAAAAACCUUCAAGUUGUCUACUAUCUCUCAAGAAAUGGCCAUCUCGAGCAUCCCCAUUACAUGGAAAUCACCCACUUCGCCAAUCACCCGCUUCGUUUGAGAGAUGUAAUGGAUCGGCUGACUGCUCUUAGAGGCAAAGGCAUGCCCGCACUGUACUCUUGGUCUUGCAAAAGGAGCUACAAAAAUGGUUAUGUGUGGAACGAUUUAGCCGAAAACGAUAUAAUUUAUCCAGCAGAAGGAGCUGAGUAUGUACUCAAGGGAUCAGAGCUACUUGAAGGCUGCUCUGCAGAAAGAUUAGAUCAACUUCAAAUGAGAAGCAACCAACAGAUGAUGCAGCAGCAAGACUCAAACUUUGGGUCCAAAAGGAGAUCUCCACUCGCUCCGACUCGAAGCAGAGGACAUGAUCAUCAUCAUCGAGAAGUAGACAAGUAUCGGGAGGAGGACGGUCAAGACCAAGACUCUGAGGACGAACAAGAAGAACAAGAACUGGUGGACUAUGAGGAUGAGAAAACAAGCUACACCAGCUCCACCACCCCCCAUUCUCGCUGCUCCAGAGGGGUCUCCACAGACGAACUCGAAGACCCUCCACAAACCCGCAAAAGCCCGACUGUGUCAACUCACCCCGAGUCAUCACCGCCUCCUCCUCCAACUCCAACCCCAUCAGUUAAUAAUAUAGCAUCAAAUCAGCCCAGCCAGCGCACCAAUCUGUCCACAUGGUUCGAGGACGGCGACCCAGUUGUGGUUUCGGAUUCCAAGUCCUCAGCACUGCAGAGCAAGAACUCUGUUUUGCUUCAGCUCAUAGCUUGCGGGAGCUCAGCAGUAGCCAAGGCAAAAAAUGCCCCAUGUGUGAGUCUGAAGCAACGCACAACAGCGACAGAUCAUGUGAAGAAGAGCAGCGAGAGCUUUCGGAAAGAGGUUGUGUAUAAGGCUGCAGUGAAGGUGGCGGUGGCCGCGGAGGAGGACAUGAUUAGAUGCAUGUCUGAGAAUCCAAGGUUUGGGAAUUUACAGGCAGAGGAGAAAGAGUAUUUUAGUGGGAGUAUUGUGGACGACAUGAAAGACCAAGAUCGAGUUUUGGCUGAACCUAUGCCUGGGCUUAAAAGAUCAAAUUCCUACAACGAACAAAGGAGCACCAAGGCUGGGUUUGUUUCAGAAACUGUAGAGGAAGAGAAGAAAGAGAAAGCAGCGGUGAAAGGAAAGUGCAUUCCUCGUAAACUAUAUUCUUCUGCUGCAUCAAAACAAAGCAAAAAAUGAUUGUUAAGCCCUAUAAUUUGUAUGGCCCAACAAAUAUGUAAUUACCAGCACUGGUCAGGGGUUUUACUUUUACUUUCGCUUCCUAUAGUUAUGAAGAAUUAUGGCAACUGUUGGGUGGAAAGUAAAAGCUGUUGGGAAAAAGCUGUUGGGAAAGGUAAAAUCUUUCCUUCCAAUUAAUUUGAAAACGACGGGUGCUGUGGUUCCCCCUGCGACUCUCCGUAUC